Cottoperca gobio is the source of this 2267-nucleotide messenger RNA. It is a transcript of the gene nfkbiz, whose product is annotated as nuclear factor of kappa light polypeptide gene enhancer in B-cells inhibitor, zeta. Gene Ontology annotation, biological process: regulation of gene expression. The record is from RefSeq and is a predicted model, not a curated record. NCBI's taxonomy places the organism in Eukaryota, Metazoa, Chordata, Actinopteri, Perciformes, Bovichtidae. Gene Ontology annotation, cellular component: nucleus. Gene Ontology annotation, molecular function: protein binding. The transcript is spliced from 14 exons.
AUGACGCCCUGCCAGGUUACUGCCAACAUAAACAAUUUCUGCAACCCUGUCAGUUUGGACUAAAGCCAAUCUGCCUUUCUUCACGGGGUAAUGACCACAGACAGGAUCUGUGAGCAGGGGAGUGGUGUGUCGGAGAAGGUAAAAGUUCAGUUCAUAAAUAAAACCUUUAACAAGUUGGAUCCAAUAAGGAGCGAGAUUAUGCCAAUGGGGACCAACUUCUACCAAAGCCAAGGCUUUGUUAACACUGAUCCCAGGCCACCAGACUACGCCCACGCUGUGCAGCAGAAGACUGUGAAAGAACUGCUGAUGAUGAAAUGCUUGAAACAGAACUACUUGCAUGGCGACAACAACUUCAUUAAGUCUGAAGAUUUUGCCAGUGACCUGAGUCCUCAGCUGUUUGGCCAUCAAGGACCAGUAAAGUCCCCACAGCACAUGCAACAUGACACCCUGUGGGGACAAGAGUCUCCACCUGCUGAAGGGAAACCCACUUUAUUUCACUGGCAAAUACAGCGAGACGCACAGAGGGUCGGAGGAAUUUCUCCAGAGAUGCUGUACAUGCAGGAUGCGGAUGGUGACACAUUACUUCACAUAGCAGUGGCACAAGGUAGACGGGCUCUGGCUUUUGUUCUCGCUGCAAAAAUGUCUCCAUUUGGCUCUCUGGACGUGAAGGAACGCAACGGGCAGUCAGCUCUUCAGAUAGCGGCUGUCACCAAUCAUCAGUUCAUAGUCCACGACCUGCUGGCACACGGAGCACAGAUCAACAUCCAAGACCUCUGGGGCCGCUCUCCUUUGCACCUGUGUGCUGAGAAAGGACAUUUUCUCACUCUGCAGUACACCUGGAACACUUCCGCGUUGCAACUUGACCGAAAGACAAAUGGCGGACGACAGCAUGAAGGAGGAAACAACAUAAAUAACUGGAGCUUCUUGUGUUAUGAGAGCAUCUCGAGGACCCUAAAGGGGAGUGGCCAGAUGGUUGAUAUUGAAAUGUUCAAUUAUGAUGGUUUUACACCGCUGCAUGCAGCAGUCUUGUCUCACAACGCUGUUGUUAAAGAGAAGAGGAGUCUGGGAAAUCUUUGUGCAUAUAUGGAAAAGGAGCUGGUGAAGAGGACACGCAUGUAUGUUGAGUGUAUUAAGACUCUGCUGCUCAUGGGCGCCUCCAGUGGGACAAAGGAUCUAAAAAGUGGAAGAACGUGUCUUCACUUGGCUUCUGAGGAGGCUAAUGUGGAGCUGUUUAACAUUCUGCUGGACCAGCCAUCUUCACUGUCGGUUGUAAAUGUGAAGACAUUCAGUGGAAACACAGCCCUGCACAUCGUCAGCGCUUUGCAAAAUCAUAAAAGUCAAGUGAAGGCAGUGAAGCUGCUGGUAAGAAAAGGCGCGGACCCCGGGACCAGGAACCUUGAAAAUGAACUGCCGUCUCAGCUGGUGCCUGGAGGACCCAUCGGUGAAAAGGUGCAGAAGAUCCUGAAAGGGAAAUAUUCAUUCAUGCUUAAGUGAAGCUCUAACACACUGUCAGUCAGACAGUCCAUUCUAUCAUAGUAUUAUUUGCCAGAACAAGGCAGAUGCUGGUUGUUUCAGUGAAACAUACUAAAUUGUUCAUUACCAUGUAAUGCUCAUAAGAGAAAGUGAAAAAAUGAAUUGUAUUUUAUUGUUUAUUAACUUUAAGGUGAUACUUUAAGAUCACCAUACAAUGAGCGAACAUGCUCUCCAAAUCUUUGUUUUGGGUGAUUUAUGAUUAUUGCAUUAUUACAUUUUUCAUAGUUAUGGAGGAUUUCAUUUUUAAUAAAUUGUUUUAAGAGAUUUCCGUAAUAACUUUUGCAUACUUUUGGUUUCUUUGGUUCAGUUGAAGGAAGUGUUAUUCUACAAAUCAUUGUAUUUGUAAAUCGAUAUCAGUUACAUGUUGUACUUGAUUUGAAAAAUAUUUAUCCAUCUUUGUUUAAAGGUUUAAUAUUGUACUUUUAAAGUUUACUGUGUGAUAUCAUGAAAUUUCUGAACAACAUUCUUUUAAUAGAUUAAUAUUUCAUAUUUUAUUUUUUUAUUCAAAGGGUUAAGCAACAUGUCAUUUUUCUGGUGUAUACUGUAUUAUGUAUAAUAUUGUAGAUCACAAAAAAAUCUUUUUUAUUGAAUAUAUUGUGCUGAUACAUCUAAGUUGUCUUCCCAAACGUUUCUUGAACUUAAUGUUAUUCUUGAAGAUUUGUAAAUGUGUUUUAAUCAAAAUGUUAUAAAUGAUCCAUGUACCUAAUUUCCCUGCUGGGGAUCAAUAAAGGUUU